This is a messenger RNA of Durio zibethinus, 2887 nucleotides long. NCBI's taxonomy places the organism in Eukaryota, Viridiplantae, Streptophyta, Magnoliopsida, Malvales, Malvaceae. The record is from RefSeq and is a predicted model, not a curated record.
AUAAAUGUUUUCCCAAUAAAAAUGAAAUCAAAAUCAGAAUAAAAGAAAAAAAAAGAAAAAAAAAAAGUCUUUUAGCUUAGAUUUGGUAGGUACUUUUUCAAGUAAAAAAUACCCAUGUUUAGUUGAAUCACUUCUCUUCUGUUCAAUCUUUGCUAACACGCAAAAAUACGAAAAAACAAAUACAAAAAACGUAAGCUUUAAACAAACCCUUGUCUCAGAUUUAAGCUUCCAUAAAUAGCACUUAACAAUCUUUUGCCUUUUUUUUGUCAGUUUCCCAGGAAAAUUCACAAGUUAUUUUUUUUUUUCUCAAAUUUGCUUUCCAAAGAGACAAAUCUAUGUUAUUAUAUCGUAAUGUGGGUCUUUAAAGUUUUGUGUUAAAUCCUUUGCUUCCUAUCCAGAUUUGAACUUUACCCACUUCCCAAUUCCCUGUUUGUCAGCCAAACAAAUCAAGGUAAAAGGAAAAAGAAGGUUUAAAUCUUUGAUUCAAAUCUGGGUUCUUUAUGUUCCUAAGUGGAUUUCUAAAACUGGGUUCUCUUCACUGGGAGCUUAUAUCACUUUCCAGGGAGAAUUGGGUGUUAAAUUCAACAUCCAAGAAGUAACUUUUUUUAUGAGCUAAUAUGGUGUUCAAAUCUAAGAUAAAAUGGGUUGCAUUAUUUGUGUUGACUUUAUCUUUGGUGUCGUUGGUGGCUCAUCUUUCAAUGACAAAGGUUUCUAGUAUGAAUUUAGUCCAGUAUAGCGCAAAAGAUGCUUUAAGCCAUGAUUUUCCUAAUAUUGGAUCACAGGGUGGCAGAAAUAAGAGGCUAUGGGGUGCUGUGAGGUCCUUGGAGUCUUUGCAGCCAUAUGCAAACCCAAGAAACAGCUAUCCUGUUCCGAAUGAAAAUAAUAAUGGUUUCAUCUAUGCAAAAAUCUUUGGUGGAUACGAGAAGAUAAGAUCUUCGAUCUGUGAUCUUGUCACCAUAUCCAGGCUUCUAAAUGCUACUCUUGUAAUUCCAGAGAUACAAGAAAGUACACGUUCAAAAGGCAUCAAUUCUAAAUUCAAGAGUUUUUCCUAUCUUUAUGAUGAGGAGCAGUUCAUUGCAUCACUUAAAAAUGAUGUGAAUAUUGUGAAAAGCCUGCCUGAGUAUUUGAAGGCUGCAAGAAGAAGGGAUGAGUUCCCUACUUUCAAGCCCAAAAAUUCUGCUUCUCCAAAUUUUUAUGUCAAAGAAAUUUGGCCUAGCUUAAGGAAAUUCAAGGUUGUUGGGUUGAUUAUUACAGAUGGAGGGUGCCUGCAGUCGAUUCUUCCACCUAGUAUGUCCGAGUUUCAGAGGCUUAGAUGCAGGGUUGCCUUUCAUGCACUCCAGUUUCGUCCUGAAAUUCAAAUCCUUGGCCGCCAGAUAGUGGAAAGGCUACGAGCAUCAGGACAACCUUUCCUAGCAUAUCAUCCUGGUUUAGUUAGGGACACCUUGGCAUAUCAUGGUUGUGCUGAACUUUUCCAGGAUGUUCAUACAGAACUUAUACAAUACCGAAGGGAUCAGAUGAUCAAGCAAGGGAUCAUUAAUGACAAACUAAGCGUUGACUCACACUUGCACAAAGAAAAUGGCUCAUGUCCUCUCAUGCCUGAAGAGGUUGGACUUCUUCUUCGUGCAAUGGGCUAUCCUUCUAAAACAAUUAUAUACCUGGCAGGUUCUCAAAUUUUUGGUGGUCAACGUCUACUGAUCCCUCUACGUGCUAUGUUUGCAAAUCUAGUGGAUCGCACUUCGCUGUGCAGCAAGACUGAGUUGUCAGACUUGGUUGGUCCUGAAACACCUCUUCCUCCGGAUAUGUUUCAACUUCCUCGUCCAAAAAGUGAGGAACAACUUAAAGAAGAGUGGAAUAGGGCUGGUCUACGACCCCGGCCCCUUCCUCCACCUCCUGAUAGGCCCAUAUACCAACAUGAAAAAGAAGGCUGGUAUGGUUGGAUUACUGAGAAUGACAAAGAACCAGACCCUUCACCCAUGGAUCUUAGGAUGCAAGCUCACAGGUUACUUUGGGAUGCCCUUGAUUAUAUCAUCUCUGUGGAAGCAGAUGCAUUCUUUCCUGGUUUUAACAAUGAUGGUAGUAGAUGGCCGGAUUUCUCAGGCUUGGUUAUAGGACAAAGGUUGUAUGAGAGGGCUUCUUCUAGAACGUAUCGACCAGACAGGAAAACUAUUGCUGCACUUUUCAACAUUACCUGCGAUGAUAUGUACCAUCCCAAGCAUAAUUGGACACUAUCAGCUAAGGAACAUCUCAACAGAAGUUUGAGUGCAGAUGGCCUUAUCAGGCAAUCGCUGUUGUCAAAGCCAACCUCUUUUCUAUCACAUCCGCUUCCCGAAUGUUCUUGUAGAACGUCUUCUGUUGAAAUCACAAAACCAAUCAAGGGUAAAGAUGGCAGAAUUUUAUACGGAGGUGAACAGGAGUGCCCCAAAUGGAUGCAGUCAGCUGGGGCUGAAGGGGUUAGAAAUGAUGACACCGAAUCAGCAGAAGAUGAUAAUGAUGUGGUUGAACAGCUAGAACCCAAUGAUGCGGAUGAUGGUGCCGAUGUCAUAAGUAGCUUAACUUCGCUGAUUGAUCAUGACGAAGAAUGGGACCCUAAUGACUGACUGGAUUUACAGAUGAUACAGUUUCCUCCCUAUAUCGUCAGCUGGUGGAAUUCAGUUUUCAGUGAAUUCUUCUGGAAUGAAAAUUCUUGGGACACGGGUAACAUCCAAAGCCAUUCUUUUAUUUCACAGUUCCAGUCUAAUCUUUUGAGAUAAAUAGUAAGUCAAAAUUUUUUUGUCAUUUUGAGUAGAUUCAUUCAAGCAAUUCUCCAGUCACAGAGACCAAAGAGUUUUUUAUAUGCCUUAUACAUCAAGUUUUCUAACAUGAGAACAGUGGAAAGAUUUGAUCCAGU